Messenger RNA from Oenanthe melanoleuca, 1737 nucleotides. RefSeq names its product potassium voltage-gated channel modifier subfamily V member 2 (gene KCNV2). The record is from RefSeq and is a predicted model, not a curated record. Gene Ontology annotation, biological process: potassium ion transmembrane transport; protein homooligomerization. Bases 1 to 1710 code for a protein of 569 amino acids. Gene Ontology annotation, molecular function: voltage-gated potassium channel activity. Gene Ontology annotation, cellular component: voltage-gated potassium channel complex; membrane. The transcript has 2 exons. NCBI's taxonomy places the organism in Eukaryota, Metazoa, Chordata, Aves, Passeriformes, Muscicapidae.
AUGUUGCAGUUUAACAGGCAGCAAGAGUUUCCUUUCCUAAAACGUAAAGGCAGAGAGAUGGAAGCACCAAACAUCCUCCUGCAGCCCAGCAAGGGGAAGGAAAAGGAAGUCGUUCGUGUAGACAAGCAGAGUGGUUCCUCUGCCACCACUCCCUCGAAUGCCCAGCCCCUACUGCUACUAGGACCUGAGGGGAAUUACAACUAUUAUGUGGAUGAUGAAGAUGAGGAAGAUGAAGAGAAAGAACAAGAAAAAUGGCCACAUGAAGAUGCAUUUAAAGGAGAGGGCGAGGCCUCAUCAUUUAUCCCUUGUUCCCCGGCUCUUUCCCCUAGAUCCCCGGCCACAGCUCCAUCUGUGCUGAACAUCAACGUUGGUGGCCAGAGUUACCGCCUCACCUACCAGGCAGUGGCCACCUAUCCCAAGACCCGCCUGGGCCGCCUGGCUACCUCCACUGACCGUCGCUGCCAGCUGGGCCUGUGCGACGACUACGCUGCUCAGGUGGACGAGUACUUCUUUGACCGGGACCCAGCUGUCUUCCAGCUGGUGUACAACUUCUACGCCUCGGGGGUGCUGCGGGUGAGGGAUGAGCUGUGCCCCCGCAGCUUCCUGGAGGAGCUGAGCUACUGGGGCGUGCGUCUCAAAUACACACCGCGCUGCUGCCGCAUCUGCUUCGAGGAGCGCCGCGACGAGCUGAGCGAGCAGCUGAAGGUCCAGCGGGAGCUGCGCUCCCAGGCAGAGGCUGAGGAGAACGAGCAGCUCUUCCACCACAUGCGCUACUACGGUCCCCAGCGCUGGCGCCUCUGGAACCUCAUGGAGAAACCCUUCUCCUCUGUCACCGCCAAAGUGAUGGCAGUGGCCUCCAGCUUCUUCGUGCUCAUCUCUGUGGUGGCCCUGGCGCUCAACACAGUAGAGGAGAUGCACCAGGUGGACUGGAAGAGUGGGGAUAGCCGGCCUGUCUUGGAGCAUGUCGAGACCCUGUGCAUUGCAUUCUUCACACUGGAGUACCUGCUGCGCUUGGUCUCUACCCCAGACCUGCGCCGCUUUGCCAGCAGUGCCCUCAAUGCAGUAGACCUCAUUGCCAUCCUGCCCCUCUAUCUGCAGCUGCUGCUCGAAUGCUUUACUGACGACGACCAGCCCCGGGGCCGGGGCUCCCAACACGAGCACGAUAUCGAGAAGGUGGGAAGGGUGAGCAAGGUAGGACAAGUGCUUCGCAUCAUGCGCCUCAUGCGCAUCUUCCGCAUCCUCAAGCUGGCCCGCCACUCCACAGGGCUGCGUGCCUUUGGCUUCACCCUGCGCCAGUGCUACCAGCAGGUGGGCUGCCUCUUGCUCUUCAUUGCCAUGGGCAUCUUUGCCUUCUCUGCCAUGGUCUACACAGUGGAGCACGAUGUCUCCAGUACCAACUUCACCAGCAUUCCCCAUGCUUGGUGGUGGGCUGCCGUCAGCAUCUCUACAGUGGGAUAUGGAGAUAUGUGUCCAGAAACUCACCUUGGACGCCUGUUUGCUUUCCUCUGCAUUGCUUUCGGAAUAAUCCUGAAUGGCAUGCCCAUCUCCAUCCUCUACAAUAAAUUCUCAGACUAUUACAGCAAGCUGAAGGCCUACGAGUACACAGCUCUCAAGAAAGAAAGAGGGAAGGUCGACUUCACACGGAGAGCCAUGAGGAAAAUAUCUGAGUGCUGUGGAGAAGGUGCAUCCCACCCUCCGUCACAGCAAUGAUAGCGCUUCGGAUAUUGGGGAGCAACC